AUGGCCAUUUUCAAUAAGAAACCGAAAAAGGAAGUGGCGCCGAGUACAGUCUCAAACGCAAACGCAAAUGCAAACGAAGUAAACGAGUUGAAAGCUCAACUUUCCGAAGCUCAAAAACUUGCUACCCAAUACAGAACUGACUUGGAACAAGCGCAAGCAUGCUGCAGAAAGAUGGAACUCGAGCUCGAGAGAGUGAAGCUCACUUCCUCCGUGAAAACGAUGUCGCCAUCUACAGCGGAACAGACAUUCAUGGCCAAGCUAGAAGAGCGAGACCGCGAAAUUAUCAAGCUCAGACAAGAAGUUGCCCAGAUUACCGACAAGAUCAACAUGGUCAUCGACACAAAAGAUGCUCAAAUCAGACGACUUCACGCCCUUGGUGGCACCGACAGCACAGUCCCCGCCUCCAACGAUGACAAGAAAGCACGAAACCUCGCCAUUUCCGCCGAAACCGAAAGCGGCGGCGUCUCCGUCCCCAAAAUUGAAAAGUCCGAAGCCGAAAGAGAAACUAUCAGAGUCGCUAUUGCGGCAAAUACCUUUAUGAGAAGCCUCAAUAAAGCUCAAAAUGCGAAGAUUACCGAUGCAAUGAGCAAAAAAGUCAUUCCAGCCAAGCAAGAGAUCAUCACCGAAGGAACGACCGGUGAUUGCAUGUACAUUAUCGAGUCUGGAGAAGUCCAGGUCUUCAAGGGAACUGGUGGAAGCAAAAACCAUGUUUGCGACCUUGGACCCAGAACACUUUUCGGCGAGUUGGCGAUCCUUUACAACUGCAAACGAACUGCCACGAUUAUCAGCAAGACCAGCGUCACCGUUUGGGUCAUCGAGCGAGCGAUCUUCCAGGCCGUCGUCAAGCAGGCGGGUCGAGAGGAUGAGGAAGAACGAUUCCGCUUCAUUUCUUCUGUCAAGGAUCUUUCUGAUCUCCCCGAAGCAAAACUUCGAAGAAUUUGCGAUUGCCUCGACGAAGAAACCUACGAAAAUGGAAGCUGUAUCAUUCGACAAGGCGCAAGAGGUGAUCUCUUCUUCAUGAUCAAGAGCGGAAGCGUCAGAAUUACAAUCAACGAGGGCAAAGCUGAGAAAGAGGUCGCCAAGAAGGCCGUUGGCGAAUACUUCGGAGAGCGAGCCCUCAUUCAGGAGGAUGUUCGAUCGGCUAAUGUGUAUGCUGUUGGCAAGACUAGCUGCUUUACUUUAGACCGAAACGCUUUUAACAGCCUCGUCGGUAAACUCGGCGAUGCAAAGAGUACAACUAAAGUUGCGGUUGAAAGUGAUGAGCCCACGAGAAAGGUGCACGAUGCCUUGAAAACUUGCAGUUUCAACGACAUGGAGGUCCUCCGACCGAUUGGUGCUGGUGGUUUUGGUAUUGUCAAGCUUGUCAAGAUUAAAGGCAUCGAAGACCGAUCUUACGCGCUCAAAUGUAUCCAAAAGCAGCGUGUGGUUCAGUACAAGCAGCAGCGUCAUAUUUUGGACGAGAAGAAUAUUCUCAUGUCUUUGGAGUCUCCCUUUAUUGUUGGUCUUUACAGGACCUUCAAAGAUCAAAAGUAUGUUUAUCUUCUUCUCGAUGCUUACUUGGGUGGCGAUCUCUGGGGCGUUCUUCACAACCAAGGACCAUUCAACGAUGCCAUCGCUCGAUUCUACGUCGCCUGCGUCGUCGAGGGCUUCGGCUAUCUUCACAAACGUGGCUACUGCUACAGAGAUUUGAAGCCAGAGAAUCUCAUGGUCGACAACAACGGCUACGUUAGAAUCAUCGAUCUUGGUUUUGCCAAGAAAAUUCAAGCUGGACAGAAGACUUACACCUUCUGUGGUACUCCUGAAUACAUCCCUCCAGAGAUUGUCUCCAACUCCGGCCACACCAUUGCUGCUGAUUACUGGUCCCUUGGAAUUCUUGUUUUUGAGCUCUUGUCUAAGAAGACUCCAUUCGCCGCGCGGGCGGAUUUGGAAAUUUACGAAGGAAUUAUGAGAGGCAUUCAUAACGUUGCCUUCCCACAGCAUAGAGUUACUCGAAAGGCUGAAAGCAUGAUCAAGGCCCUGUGCAGGCAAGAACCCUCAGAGCGACUUGGAUACCAAAAAGGUGGCGUCGAUGAUAUCCGUAAACACCGAUGGUUCCAGGGUUUCGAUUGGGAAGGUCUUCAGCAAGAGAAGAUCGAAGCUCCAUUUAUCCCCGCCAUCAAGAAUCCCUUCGACGUCCAAAACUUCGAGCCCAUUCCUGACGAGGAUUGGAACCGUGUGCCAGCUGACAACUCCGGAUGGGACGCUGAUUUUUAA
Molecule: messenger RNA, 2253 nt
Organism: Oikopleura dioica
Lineage: Eukaryota; Metazoa; Chordata; Appendicularia; Copelata; Oikopleuridae
Source: the annotation of a GenBank genome assembly